GUCGCGUUAACAGCUCUGUCGCUCACACAAGCGCGCUCACACACACGCUCGCCGCUUAUUCGCUCGUUUACUUUCGCUCGCGAGCGGUUCCGUGAACGGCCAUUGUUCCCGCCACAAUGCGUUGACAUUACGAGUACGUUCGGAAACGAUUAAUUGACGUGAUUAUUAUCAUUGAUUGUUUUUAAACGUUUCUUAAUCUGUGACCUUUUAUAAUUGGGUUCUUUUUUGGUGUAAUGUGAUUGGAUACGGAUACAGGACCGGUCGGGAAGCGGCAGAACGCGGGACUUCAAAGCAGCAUCCGACAUCAAACGCCGACCACUCGACCCCGCGGGGGCUAUUAAACGUUAAUUCAAUCAUAAAAACAAACAUGCGCGACUAUUCUCGUAAAAUUCGCGAUUAAAUGAUACACAUGAACGCAGAACAAGACGGAAAACCGAUACACACUAAAGACACUGGAGAGAUGCAAACUGUCGUGUCGAAUUACGUGACGCCGAGCUUAAUUACGCAAGCCGAUAGGUUGAUAUCUCACAGCUAUUCCGCUGAUAACUACACGGAGUACUAUGGAGAUGACGUAGAUAGGUUAUCUCUCGAAGGUAGAGACGAAAGAGAUGAGAGAGAUGAAAAUAUCAACGUCGAUGAGGACGAUAAAGAGGAAGAACUGGUCAUCGCUGACGAUGUUACAGAUGAUACGAAUAUUGAUGAUAGAUGCGAUGAAAGUACACACGAUUCCUAUAUAAAUAGAAACCAGUUAGAAAGAUGUGUAGAAGAGAGUGCCAUACAAGAAGAGAACAGUAAUUUAAACAGUGAUAGAGAAGAAAGCGGCGAACCGUCAUGGCAUCCGCACGUUUAUGGCAAACCUCCCAAAAAGCCUACACCUCACACCAUAGAAUACAUUUUAGGUAUAUCUGGAGAGGUGAAAGAGCAACGGUCGACGGUGAGUCAAUUAAUGAAUGUGAAGCGAAAUUUUGCGAUCAAAAAGACUUUUAACUAUAAAGAGAAGAGUACACAAGUGCCGAGGGAUAUGACGGAGAGGAAGGUUAGUCUCAGUGUGCAAAAGAAUAAGCUGCAAGAGCAGUUGCUGCAACGCGGUGUUAGAACUAGUAACAGUGAUUAUGACAAAGUGUACCCCUUCAAGAGUGACGAGCAGCCGCUGAAUCUUUCCGUGCCCAAGCCCAAGGAUUCGCCAGCGUGGAGCCCUGCUGGGGACGAAGAUAAGUUUAACAGAGAUACAAAACACAUGAAACGCAAGAAGUCCACUGACUCGGUCCGUUCGCCGCUGGGCGGGGAAGGCUCCAUGACCAGCGAGGAAGGCGAGGAGCUGGGGCGGCGCAAGAAGGCGCGCACCACCUUCACCGGCAGACAGAUCUUCGAGCUGGAGAAGCUGUUCGAGGUGAAGAAGUACCUGUCUUCUGGCGAGAGAGCUGAUAUGGCCAAGCUGCUGAACGUCACCGAGACGCAAGUAAAAAUAUGGUUCCAAAACAGAAGAACAAAAUGGAAGAAGAAGGACAAUUUAUCAAACGCAGAAGUAGCAGAAAUAAAACAGCAAAACAAGCCAAACGCAGAAGAGAAGACUGAGGAAGUACAAGACCCGCUGGCCCUGGACAUGUCCAAGAAAACGUGCAAUAAAAUACUUAGUGAAAAAUUAAGAAACACUCCACAAAAAGUGCCCCUACCACAGAUACCAAAACCUAGGAAAGUAGAGAAGGGGGUCGUUCUAGAAUCGAUAUGCGACUCGAAUGAUAUAGAAAGUAGGAUAUCGAUUACGAAGAUAACGAAUAAACUAUCGAGUACAGAUCUCUCGGAAGCUGUGUCGGUGAAGAGUUUCACUCCCGAAGAGGUGAAAGAGAAGUAUGACUCCAGAGAGGUGGAAAUGUAAAAUUUAACUUAUUUUUUGUUAAUUAUAUUGUACGAUGGUCUGGGGGCCUGGCGUGUAUUUUUUAAAAGAGAUAGCAAAGGUUUUUAACAAAAGGCGAAAGUGAAAGAUUAUUACACCUUCACAUUACACCGCAACUGUAGGACUGAUUUGGCUGAGGAAUAGACCCUUUAGCUUUAGAUUUAGACCCUGAAUUAAACAAAUGCUACUUUUUACAUCGAAAAAAUCCACGGUUCCUGAGUUGUGAAAACAAAAGUACAAGCGAACGGAGUCAUAAGCGACCUCUUAGUUUAAUAUAAUAUAAUUUGCCCGUUGUAUAGACUAACUAUAAAUUUAGGCUUUUUCGUUUUUUUUCUCUUCAAAAAAAGUAAAAAGUCAAUUUAGCCCAUAACCUUACACUAAACUUGCACCGCUUCGUCUCGAGCGUUGUACUGCUCUAUGAAUUUAUACGGAUCAACUCGCUCGCAAGCUAUCACGAAGGAAGCAAGUCGGUUGCCGAGUGGCAAUGACGAGCUAUGACCUCCACAACUCUGAUGAUAGAUCAUAACUACAAAUAUGGAAUACAUGUUACGCCCCCUGGAACGAUCUCUGAUAGGUUACUUUUGUAAGCGUGAGUGUGAUUGCAAAUGUUACUGUAAAGCUGUGUGUCAACCGCCUAACAAAGUUCCGGAAAAAACGAAGUUUCCCUUUGCAAUUAAUACCUUGGCAUGGAAUAUCCUUUAGGUUUAUUUUUUGCAUCUUUGCUUAGUACAAGCUACUGUUGGCCUACAAUGAAAAAUAAUUGUCGGCGGUGGACAUAGAGCUUUAAAAGAACUCAAUUAAACUACACAAUUGUAUAAAUACUUUUGCAUAUUAUCAUAAUUUUCAUUAUGCACUUUGUUUAUAAAUUGAUUCAUUUUAAUACCUACUAAAAUGUAAAACUACAUGAGAUGUAUACGAGUAUAAUAUACUUUUUUUCUUCUUAGAUAGAUUAAAGUAAUCUAUGGGUAACCAAUGAAUAUUCAUUAGUUACCCAAAGAUAAAAACUCAAAGGCAAAAGAUAGUCGAACACAAAACUAGGUUUUGAAAUAAUUUACCUUGACAAACUAAACCUUUUUUUUGAGGAUUUCAUUGAUGAGAAAAGAAAUAUACUGAGUAUCUAUAUAUGUAUGCUAUUUUUCCCUAGUAGAUAUUUGUACCCGUACCGGUCUAUGAAACGAAAGAACUAUUUCUUGCGUACAUUUAUAUACACAAACCCAAAAAAGUAGGUUAAAAAAAUUACCAGAUAAAAAUAAUCAAGAUACUUACAACUCAAUAUGCCACAGCAAACAUGCGACAAUUUGUCUUGAAGAAUUAAUUACUAUAACUGCUUAUUUUUUACUAAUAAUAAUAUAUGUAUACCUACAGGUACAUAGUACGGCAGUAUUUUGGAAAUCGAUUAUUUGACCCAGCGUGGUCAUCAAAAGGCUUACUCUUAUGUUGGGUAAGAAGUGGCGCCAACUUAUGAGAAAUAAAUUAAAUCUUUUUUUAUUAUGUUAUACAACAUAACCUUCAAUAGUGUGCAAAUAUUACCAGUUUAUGUACCUUCUGUAUAUAUUUUUAAGUUGAUCUUCAAAAAUAAUAUAAGUACGAAGAUUCCCAGCUAAGAUACCUUCUCUAUGUUUUUCUUACAUAGUGCCAAAGCUAUACGCAGGCUCUUCUCAUUUAAAGUUGCAAAGUCCUUUCAACAUACUGUUAUAAUAAGUAAAUAAUAAUUAGACAUUAUAUUUGUCGUUAAGACUCAGACAAAUAACUAAAAUACCAACGUAAUAGUAUUUUCAGAUUCAGAAUAGUAUAUUAAGAUCAUACAAUACACUCAUUAAACAGAUAAGUCUAUAAUAUUUACGUUGCUUUUUAGUUUGUCAAAUUAAAAAGCUUCAUUUUUGUGCAAUACUAUUUUUAUGUGUGAAACUAGCAGAUUUUUUUAAUAUUUUUAUUGCCAUAGGAGCCAAUAAAGCUGUACUAGCACAAAGAGACUCAUAGAGCUGUAUAAGGGUUAUAUAAACUAUAGCCUCUAUAUAACUUUAGGCUUUCGUAUCUCUCUCAUUGGUAGCUCUGCUAGUAGAUGUUACGAUAUUUUUGUGUGAUUUAAAAUAACUUCGACAGCAAUGUAUAUAAUAAUAUAUAAUAAUUUUAUUAUAACGUCAGUCUGUGUUGACUUCAAUAGUAAUAAUAUUUUUUACUUUGUAUAUAGUUUAGUUGUAACAUUAGCGCUUUGAUUUUCUAUGCCAUUAUCGUACCUAAUAAGCCAUGUCAAUUGUGACAUAUCUUUAAAUAUAAGGAUUUAUAGUCCAAUAUAAUGUCAUAGUGAAUUAAUGCGUUGUUUUAUUUUGUUAGUGAUUUUACGAACAUUGUUUAAGCACAACUUUCUUUAAUUAUUUACUCGAAUUGUGUAUCAUUUUAUUUAUUAAUUAAUUUGGUCUGUCAUCCAAUUAGCACAAAAAAUAAACUCCUCUAUUAGAGUAUGUGGCUAUAACUCAUACUGCACUGUUUUGUCGCAUUAGUGCAAAUUUUGUUUUUACAACAAAAGCGUUAAAGUUUCCUGACUAAUGUAGAUCCCAGUUAAAAAACGGCAUUGUAUUUAGCUUUUAUUUAAAGUAUUAUUAGAUACAUAUGUUCAUAAUUGUAACGUUUUUGUGCUAAUUGGUCUACCAAUUAUAAAUAUUUCAUAUGUCUGAUCUUCAUACAAAAACAAUAUCAAUAGAGUAAACGUUACCUUACUGCUAGAAGACGACUUUUGAAUGUAAGAAUCCAUAAUGUGGCGCGACAAAAUACUCAUCUUUAAAUAAUAUUAAUUAAUUAAAAAAAACGGCUAAAAUCAUGUGAUACAACGUCGUUUCGAAAACCAUACGAGGCCCUUCGUCACUUCAGGAACCUUUUACAUUGUUUUAUGUAAUGUAAACUUCAUUUCUUUUAGCUAUUAAAAUGUACAUAAAAUGUCUUAUAAUAUGAUGGUGAGCAUCGAUAUCCUUCGCUAUCUAAGCUCGCCCGAAUUCAACAUAUUCAACCUACACAUUGCAUUUGUAUAGGUACUUUAUAAGUUUGUGGAAUGGUUUAAGAAAAUAUUAUUUGUCUUGCAUACUUCCGAUUAGUUCUUUAAAGUAUACAAAUCAGUGUUAUUUAUAUUUAAAAAAAAAAUAUUCGCAUUAAGAUUUUUUUUUAAAAGUCACAUUAAGACAUUUUUGUCGCACGACAGUCUUUAGUCUGGUGUGGCCAAAAGCUGCAGUAAGGUGACGACUAUAUCAAAUAAGAAUAAUUUUGCUUCCUAUAGAAAUAAGACAAAAAUUGUAAAUUAUUUAUUGAACUGCUGAAAGUAGGAGAUUUCGGAGAGUGAUUAAGAUUGUAGCUUAGUGUUAGAGAAAACGGAUUGAAAAAUACAAUAGUUU
Bicyclus anynana (squinting bush brown) is the source of this 5277-nucleotide messenger RNA. It is a transcript of the gene NK7.1, whose product is annotated as homeobox protein 10. The coding region runs from base 401 to 1876 and encodes 491 amino acids. Gene Ontology annotation, cellular component: nucleus. Gene Ontology annotation, molecular function: DNA-binding transcription factor activity, RNA polymerase II-specific; RNA polymerase II cis-regulatory region sequence-specific DNA binding. The transcript has 4 exons. NCBI's taxonomy places the organism in Eukaryota, Metazoa, Arthropoda, Insecta, Lepidoptera, Nymphalidae. Gene Ontology annotation, biological process: regulation of transcription by RNA polymerase II; cell differentiation. The record is from RefSeq and is a predicted model, not a curated record.